Messenger RNA from Erythranthe guttata (spotted monkey flower), 2237 nucleotides. RefSeq names its product cyclin-A1-4. Lineage: Eukaryota; Viridiplantae; Streptophyta; Magnoliopsida; Lamiales; Phrymaceae. The record is from RefSeq and is a predicted model, not a curated record. Gene Ontology annotation, molecular function: cyclin-dependent protein serine/threonine kinase regulator activity. Gene Ontology annotation, biological process: mitotic cell cycle phase transition.
AAAAUUUCUAAAUUAAUAAAUUAAUUAAUUAACUUCAAAUUGUCACAAUUUUUGACACUGUUAUUUCUUUUGGCCACAUGCCAAUUGACGAGCCUGGCUUGAAACAAAGUGAAGAAAACUGCUUUCCCAAUGCGAUCCGCUUCAAAUUCGAAUUCAAAUUCACCUUCCUUCUAAACCCACAGCCCCGUCACCGUAACGACCAAUCAUAUCUCAUCUAUCCAGCCAUUCAUUAGUCUGUGACAGACCGACCCGUCAUGUUACAGCAACAGCAAUUCAAAAGACAAGCUCCUGUGGGCCCCACUUCUGGCCGCUCCUAACGAAUACCCGAGUCUGAUCCAACGGCCCAGAUCAUCUCACAAAUUCAAAAUCGCCCCUUUUUGCCCGCUUCAAAAGCAACCAUUAAAACCCCCCCUGAUUUUUCCGAUAGUAAUUCCCAAAUUAAUUCCUGAUUUUCUCUGUUCGAAUUUUUUCGAUUGAUUCUCUUGCCAUUGUUUGAGUGUCGAUGGCGAGUGCUGCAGGGGCGAGGAGGUCGACGACGUCGUCUUUGGCGAAGCGCCACGCGUCCUCCGCCGCGUCGGAGAAUCUUGGGAAGGUGGCGUCCUCCGCCGCCUCGGCGGCGAAGAAGCGGCCGGCGCUUUCUAAUAUCACUAACCAGAGGCAUGCCUCCGGUUCGCUUAAUCCGGGUCGGGCGCAUUUGCCCGAAUCAUCCAAAAUUGUACCGUGUUCGACGAAGAUCGUGAGCAUUAAAAAGGGAUCUUCAACCUCCACAAAUGCAAGCUUUUCGGGACCUACUCUGCCUCCAAUCGUCUCUUCGAAGCAGAGCACCGUUGCUCCAAGUAGAGCAAUUGCUCCACCACCCGUUAAUGUUUCGCCCGAUAAAUCUGAUUCGUACUCUGUUUCCAUGGACGAAUCAAUGUCCACUUGUGAUUCCUUGAAGAGCCCGGAUAUUGAAUAUAUGGAUAAUUCCGAAAUUGUUGCAGUUGACUACAUUGAACGAAAGGCAUCAGACAUGCUUUGCAUUUCGGACAACAUGGAUAUUUCAGUUGAUGUAUGCAAGCGAGACUUACUUGCAGCAAUCGAUUCGGAUGUCAAGAUUGUUGAUGUUGAUGAGAAUCUAGACGAUCCGCAGUUAUGUGCCACCAUUGCUUGCGAUAUUUACAAGCACUUGAGAGAUUCUGAGGCAAAGAAAAGGCCGGCUACUAACUUCAUGGAAAGGGUCCAAAAAGACAUCAAUGCAAGCAUGAGAGCCAUUCUCGUUGAUUGGCUUGUUGAGGUAUCAGAGGAAUACAGACUUGUUCCAGACACAUUGUAUCUGACUGUUAACUACUUAGAUCGUUAUCUUUCUGGAAACGUGAUGGAUAGGCAGAGGUUGCAAUUGCUCGGUGUUGCUUGCAUGAUGAUUGCAUCAAAAUAUGAAGAGAUUUGUGCACCUCAAGUGGAAGAGUUCUGCUACAUAACGGAUAACACGUACUUCAAGGAUGAAGUUCUUGAAAUGGAAUCUACUGUUUUGAAUUACCUGAAAUUCGAAAUGACAGCACCUACAGCUAAAUGUUUCUUGAGGCGAUUCGUUCGUGUUGCACAAGGUGCUAACGAGGCUCCUUUAUUGCAAUUGGAGUGCUUGGCCAACUACAUAGCGGAGCUAUCUCUUUUAGAGUACAAUAUGCUCUGUUUUGCCCCGUCGCUGAUAGCAGCUUCGUCGAUUUUCUUGGCGAAAUUCAUUCUUGCCCCUUCAAACAGACCUUGGGACUCUACAUUGAGACAUUACACCCUUUACCAGCCUUACGAUUUACGGGACUGUGUUGUAGCAUUGCACGGGCUUUGCUGCAACAGUCAAAGUUCGAAUCUGCCUGCAGUCAGGGAGAAAUAUAGUCAACACAAGUACAAAUUUGUUGCAAAGAAGUACUGCCCACAAUCCAUACCUGCAGAAUACUUCUACAACGUAAGCAGCUAAGUCUCUAGCAACCAUGUUCCAAUGCUCCGUUGGAUGGGCUUUCGAUCUGCUGAUUGUAGCCGUUGGAUCUAACGAAUAAAGUAGUAGCAUUUCUUGAUUGCUUUAUUCGUAAUAGAGGAUCCAUGCCAAACCCUAGGCGUGCGAGAGAGAGGGAAAAGCUACUUACAUUUGUUGUAUGCUGCUUUUCGUUUAACAUUUGAGCCAAUUUUAGGAUCUUGUACGAUGCAGUUUCUUUUUUUAGACCUGACAAUAAUCACUUCAUGUAUAGCUUCUUUGUUCUCAUUUU